AAAAGGGGAUACUGCAAGACAGGGCAGAUUAGCAGUAAUUGGGAGAAUAUUACAUGACAUUUACAGCUGUUAUUGUCCGAAAAUUUAAGUUCUGAAAUUGUUGUUGGUGGGUCGAAAAAGAAUCCUUUGAGGUUCAAAUUUUGAAACUUCCAAAGAGAUGAAAUGGUUGAAAACUUUACAACGGCAUUGAAUAGUACAGAUUCCAGAGGGGACAAUCAGAUGAUUCUAAAACAGAAUAAAACACAUAAUUGCUGUCGAACGUACAAUAGAGGGGCAGAAAGAGAGAUUGAUUUAUAAAUGUAGACACCAGGGAUGCCACUGUAUUGAUAGCAGAGAGGAAUAAUAAGAAUAGAAGUGAGUAAACUUAAAGCUGGGAAAAGUUUUUCAUUGAAUUGCUUUAAUAAGUUACAGAAUCUCUCCCUCUUUGCUAACAAUUCAGGGGCUGUAGUCAAAAUGGCUCGAAUUCAGGUUAACCGGAGAGGCUUGGCAAUCAUGGCACGGAUGGUCUUUCUGAUUCUUGUCAUGAUGAGCAAUAUGGGGAUUGCAGAGAGAAUAUUGAAAGACAAAUGGAAUCAAGAAGUUUUCAAAGAGAAAGAAAAAACACAAGGGUUUCUGGUUAAAAUAGCCGACUUCCUCUGGGAAGGUGGGAAGUCUGCAUAUGAACCUGUCUGGCCGGAGAUGGAAUUUGGUUGGAAAAUAGUUGUAGGAACAAUUGUUGGUUUCCUUGGUGCAGCGUUGGGUAGCGUUGGAGGGGUUGGAGGUGGUGGAAUUUUUGUUCCAAUGCUCACUCUCAUAAUAGGUUUCGACCCCAAGUCUUCCACUGCCAUUUCCAAGUGUAUGAUCAUGGGUGCAGCUGGAUCAACAGUAUACUAUAACCUGAGACUUAGGCACCCGACACUGGAAAUGCCCCUCAUAGAUUAUGACUUGGCGUUGCUCUUCCAGCCAAUGCUCAUGCUUGGAAUCAGCAUUGGAAUUACUCUAAAUGUCAUGUUCGCUGAUUGGAUGGUCACAGUUCUGCUUAUCAUCCUUUUCAUUGGUACAUCAACGAAAGCCUUAUUCAAAGGUAUAGAUACAUGGAAGAAAGAGACAAUGAUGAAAAAGGAAGCAGCCAAGUUGGAAGCAGAGUCCAAUCCAGCUGAUGGAGCUGCACCAGCCUAUAAACCGCUACCUAGUGGCCCUGGCACCCUGCCAGAAGAUGAUGUUCCUCUGCUACAAAACAUAUACUGGAAAGAGUUGUCGCUGCUGUUGUAUGUGUGGAUUGGUUUUCUUAUUGUUCAGAUUAUUAAGGAAUAUCUUCCAACUUGCUCAAUCAUGUACUGGAUUGUGAACUCCUUGCAGAUACCCAUUGCUGCCACUGUGACACUCUUUGAAGCCAUAUGCUUAUACAAAGGGACUAGGGUGAUCGCAUCCAAAGGAAAGGAAGUCACAAAUUGGAAGAUAUAUCAGAUUCUUCUUUACUGCUCCUGCGGUAUAAUAGCUGGUAUGGUUGGUGGGCUGCUGGGACUGGGAGGUGGCUUCAUCUUGGGUCCUCUAUUCCUUGAACUGGGAAUUCCUCCUCAGGUAGCAAGUGCAACAUCAACGUUUGCUCUGGCAUUUUCCUCCUCAAUGUCAGUUGUACAAUAUUAUCUUCUCAAUCGUUUCCCAGUCCCAUAUGCUGCUUAUUUUGUUCUCGUAGCAACCAUUGCUGCCUUCACUGGCCAGCAUGUAGUCAGAAAGAUUAUUGCAUUCCUCGGAAGAGCAUCGAUAAUCAUCUUCAUACUAGCUUUGACAAUCUUUGUCAGCGCUAUCAGUUUAGGUGGAGUUGGCAUUGCUGAUAUGGUCGAAAAGCUGGCAAAUGAAGAGUAUAUGGGAUUUGAAAACCUUUGCGAGCUGUCUUGAGAUCUUUCCAUUUUUUUUCCCUAUUGCAGGUGGAAUUUCGCAGCAGAGAGCAACUAAGUUCACACUGCAUUCAACAUCAGUACUUCACAGUCAACUAUUUGUCAAUUAUUUUCAUUUAAAGAUUUGGGUUUUCAUAUAUGUUGAUGGACAUUCACUUUUUGUCCAAUGUACGCAAGAACUUCUCACCUGAGCUUCUGUUUCUUUUGUUUUCCAUUUGGAUCUUAUUCUGCUAUAUAAAAUCUGUAUGUAAUACUCACGUAGAUUGUGAUACGAUAAUUUUCAUAUUUUACGCAUAUUUAAUGUAAAAUAAACAUAUAAAAAAUACUCAAAUUACCAUAUCUAUAUAACAAUUGACUAGGGAUUUCUCUUCUUUUUUCU
Molecule: messenger RNA, 2256 nt
Organism: Durio zibethinus
Lineage: Eukaryota; Viridiplantae; Streptophyta; Magnoliopsida; Malvales; Malvaceae
Source: RefSeq, a predicted model, not a curated record